AGCCUUUCCUUUCUCUCUCUUUUCCUUUUCUCUAUCUUAAACAAAAUCCAUUCACUCUCUUUUUUCCUUCUCAAUUGGAUAAAAGAAAAGGGCUUCUUUUUCUUUCUUUUUUCCUUUUUCCUUUAUGGAUGUUAAAAUGAGAGGUUUUAGGUCUGCAGAACCUCAGAGGACAAAAGAGGAGGAUAUGGCCGACGUCCGGAAAGGCCCUUGGACGGCGGAGGAGGAUUCAGUUCUAUUCAAUUACGUUAACUACCACGGCGAAGGCCGUUGGAACGCCGUUGCUCGUUGCACCGGGUUGAAGAGAACCGGAAAGAGUUGUAGAUUGAGAUGGUUAAAUUAUUUGAGACCGAGUGUUAGGCGUGGCAAUAUCACUCUCCAAGAACAGCUCUUGAUUCUUGAACUCCAUUUUCGCUGGGGCAACAGGUGGUCCAAAAUAGCGCAAUAUUUACCGGGAAGAACAGAUAAUGAAAUAAAAAACUAUUGGAGAACAAGGGUUCAAAAGCAAGCUAAACAACUCAACUGUGACGUGAACAGCAAACAAUUCCGUGACGCCAUGCGAUAUGUGUGGAUGCCUCGUUUGCUCGAACGUAUCCAAGCCUCAACUGAUUCAACCAGCACCACCGUCGACGUCAUACAACCACCACACCCACCUCUGGAGUUGACCCAAUUGUCACCAUCUGGAUCUAGUUGGAUCAACCCUCAUGUGGCUCCCACAACUUCAUCGUCAGAUUCUAUAUCUGAUCAGGUUCAACUUCAAGUUUCGUCUGUUUCAGACGUGGUAGAGAACUUUAACUCCGUAGGUACGAGUGAGGAGGACGGGAUGGUGAUGCUAAUGGAACACGGCUGUGACGGAGAAGCGAUGAACGGGUGGAUAGGUGGCGGAGAGUUAUUGGAGAAUGGGUUUUGGAAUGAAGAAGAUAUGUGGUCGUUCUUGCAACAACAAUUGGGUGAUGAUGUUUAAAAGGAAAAAUUAGAUUAAUUAGAAAGCCCCCAAAUUUGAAUUUACUUACGUGACGGCAAAUAUUAUAAACAGGGGAAGGAAUGACUUGACAAAUUAGAAGUGUAGGCUUAAAAAUACAUGAUGACAAAAACAAAGCAACAUUGACAACUUAUGAUGUCCACUAGCUUGGUGUGACAUUUAGGUUUUGGUAAGUUUAUACCAUUAAAGUUGUAUGUUAAAUUUACACACUUUGGUCCCUCACUAAUAUUAUGUUUAGAAUUAAUAUCAA
Benincasa hispida (wax gourd) is the source of this 1229-nucleotide messenger RNA. RefSeq names its product transcription factor MYB78-like. The record is from RefSeq and is a predicted model, not a curated record. Gene Ontology annotation, biological process: regulation of DNA-templated transcription. Gene Ontology annotation, molecular function: sequence-specific DNA binding; DNA-binding transcription factor activity. NCBI's taxonomy places the organism in Eukaryota, Viridiplantae, Streptophyta, Magnoliopsida, Cucurbitales, Cucurbitaceae. Gene Ontology annotation, cellular component: nucleus.